CCCUAUUGGCCGAUGUUACUCUACCAUUGAAGCCACGAAUGGGGGUAUUCUUGUUCCUAGACAGUCACAUUACAUGGAGCUUCUAGUAAUGUUCGAGCUGCAAGCGACGAGUACGGGUGGCCGCCGGUGACAGCGAGCAGCAUGGCCAGGGAUAGCGCAGAGAGCCGUUUCCGGGAGGCGCUGAACCAGCACGGAGGACCAGAGCAGGUUCUGCUGGUUGGGGAACUCUGGGACCGGAUAGAAAGUCGCGCAUUACUGGAAGAGUUUUUGCGAGAGAUUUUCCCAGAGGAGCAGAAGCACAUAGCUGGUGUUCCCCAGUGUAAAGACUCCCAGGACAUUAAGACCCCACACGAACUGAGCUUAAAGAACAAGGGCACCCGAGAACAGAAGUCCAAUAACAACAACAGUAACACUAACCAGGAGAAAACGAGCCCCCACUCUAACGGGCCUCGUCCUACCCAGGAUCGAACUCUCCGCUUCCCAUUGGUUUUCUUCUUAUGUCGCCCCAAGUCCCUGAAGCUGACCAAGCAGCAGUAUAUGCUGAGGGAGAUCCUGCGGGAUUUGAGGGUUCGCUUGCAUGGGGGAGGUGCAGUUAUUGGGGUUGUUAUGCAGACCCGGGGCAACGGGAAUUGCGUGAAAACAGAAUUACACGAAGUGGUGGAGAUGGCAGAGGACGUCAAGGCUGUAGAAUCAGGAUCCCCGGCUGGUCUGACCGCACUUGACAAUGACGUUGCCUCUCUCCUCCUAUUGCUCCAGUCUGUGUUUCCUCCUGGUAGUCCGGCAGAAGUGCGAGCGGCCGCACUCAUCCCCGGACAAGAGGAGACCCGUAGGGAGCUUCAGAGGGUAUCUUAUGAGGCCCUAUCAGCAGCUGCAGAUAAUCAGCAGACACACAAUUCUGAAGCUGUUCUUUUCAAUUGUUUUCCAUGGAGAAAACGAAGAAGAAAAAGAGAGGCUGUGCAGAAAGGUAAUGCUGAAGAAGGAACAACCCUCACUGUUUUUGAUCGUCCUAAUGGAACCUGUAUGGAAAAUACCACAGAAGCAUAGUGUUUGUUCAACAUAUUCUGAAAUUCCAGGCAUCCUGGUUUUGGCUGUGGGCUUCUGAAAUCCCAGGCAUCUAGGAUUUGGCUCUGAAUAUACACUGAUUUUUCUUUCAACAGAGGGAGCAAUCUGGAACCUUUUAUAGAGGAGUGUUGAAAUGUUCAAGUAACAAUUAUUAGAACUGGUUCUCUGUUUUUAAUAUGGAAGACGUUUACUUUAAAAAAAAAAAAAAAUGGGAUUAAUAGUUGUUGAAAACCUAUGAGAAACUGUUUAGGUUGGAAGCCUGUAUAAUAUUUAUCUGGGUUUUAUAAAUUACAGUUUUGUUUUUAUAAAUAUGCCACCCUGAGAUUAUCAGAUUUGGUUUUUAUGUAUUACUUUUAUGUUGAUGUACAUUUAUAAAAGUUGCACUAAAAAACUAUUUUGUGCUGCACACAAGGCAAAAAGA
Messenger RNA from Bombina bombina (fire-bellied toad), 1483 nucleotides. It is a transcript of the gene C4H2orf72, whose product is annotated as chromosome 4 C2orf72 homolog. The transcript has 3 exons. Bases 142 to 1044 code for a protein of 300 amino acids. The record is from RefSeq and is a predicted model, not a curated record. NCBI's taxonomy places the organism in Eukaryota, Metazoa, Chordata, Amphibia, Anura, Bombinatoridae.